AUGGUGUAUUUUUCAGUCAAGAAUAAUAGUGUCAUGGGAGAACUACCAGCUUCCUUGUGCAACUUCACUAUGCUUUUAUCACUUGACUUGUCGAACAACAAGUUCAGUGGCCAAAUACCUGAUUGCCUCCUUCAUAUGAGUUUGGUUGAAGUCAUGCUCCAGAACAAUCAAUUGCGGGGUCAAAUCCCAGAAUUUGGUGGUCACACAGGAACUGCAUUGACAACACUUGAUCUAAGUGAUAAUAGGUUUGUGGGUUACAUCCCUACAUCCCUUGGGAGCUGCAGAAAUCUGGAAUUCAUAAAUUUGGGGCACAACAAAUUGAGUGGUGAAUUCCCUUGGUGGCUUGCAAAACUUCCACAACUGAAAAUUCUUGUGCUGAGGUCCAACUCGUUGAAUGGUUCUAUCAACUUCACCUUUGACAUGAACGUGUUCCAAGAAUUGCUCGUGCUUGACAUCUCGGCCAACCAAUUUGCUGGAAAACUUCUACUUGGCUUGUUGCUAAGUCUCAAUGCAAUGAAGUCUUUCAACCCCGAAUCUUCUAUCCCUUUGCAAUUUUGGACUUCUUUUUUGAAAGGUUUUUAUAAAGACUGGGAAGUGACAUUGAACACCAAAGGAAUAAACUUGACCUAUGAAAGGGGAAUGCAUUCAAUCAUGAAGACAAUUAAGGUCUCCAACAACUACUUUGAGGGUGGGAUUUCAGAAGAAGUUGGAGAUCUUAAGGGGCUCCAAGCUCUAAGGAUUUCAAAGAACAAGCUCAAAGGCCCAAUUCCAAAGAGCAUUGGUGCCCUGACACAUCUAGAAUCAUUGGAUCUAUCUCAUAACUACCUUUCAGGUGAAAUACUAGAAAAACUUACUAAACUCAAUUCUCUUGGGUAUUUAAAUCUGUCAUACAAUAGUCUUUCUAGAAGAAUCCCUCAGUCGCCACAUUUUUCCACAUUUGAUGCUCUAAGCUUUGAAGGGAAUCCUAGUCUUUGUGGACCGCCACUUUUGCUGCCUUGUAAAGCCAAUAACGGAGCCACAUUGUUUCCUUUUGUUGGAUUGAGAGAAACAGAUGAAGAGAAAAUGUGGAAGUACGUAUCAAUGGGAUUAGGUUUUGGAGCAGGCUUUGGCACCGCAAUCAGCUUUUCAUAUUUCUUGAAUAAUGGAAGGGGGUUCAACAACUUUUGGAGAAGAUGCUACUGGUCAUGUGCUUAA
Messenger RNA from Nymphaea colorata (pocket water lily), 1194 nucleotides. Its product is annotated as receptor like protein 26-like. The record is from RefSeq and is a predicted model, not a curated record. The coding region runs from base 1 to 1194 and encodes 397 amino acids. Lineage: Eukaryota; Viridiplantae; Streptophyta; Magnoliopsida; Nymphaeales; Nymphaeaceae. The transcript has a single exon. Gene Ontology annotation, molecular function: protein binding.